AUAAUUGAAGCUCACAAUGUGCGGGAAAACACAACUGUAAAAAACUUAAAACACCACGCCAUCAAGAUGUCAAAUAUCGAAGCUGUCGAUAACAAUAUGAAUAAAACAAACUCCCCAUUGGAUAAAGUACAGAUGACGAGUGUAAAAGAUGCAGAGAAAGGCAAAGUAACAUUUGAAGACGAUCCUACGAAUUGGGCAAAAAUAAUAGCAAUGCUUAUCGCAUUUGGAGUGCUCGUAGCUGGGUGCACAGUCGCAUGGGUGUUCAAAGACUGGCAGACCAGCCUGAUUGUCUUUGGUAGUCUUGUGCUUGCAUACCUCAUACUAUUCAAUUUGAAAUGGAUCUAUAUUGCCAUUAGGACCUUUAAACGGGACAUGUCUGCCCUAUGGUGCUAUAUAAAAAUAUUGAGAUUAACGAAGAAUUUCUCAAAGAGGAACUGGUCAAUGCCUGAUAUCUUCCACCAGAUGGUCAAGAAACAUCCUCAUAAAGCAUGUUUCCUCUUCGAAGAUGAAACUUGGACUUUCCAGCAGAUAGAAGAUUUCAGUUUACGAGUUUCUGCCGUGCUCAAAGCUCAAGGUAUAAAGCGAGGAGACACAGUUGGUGUCCUCAUGAGUAACUGCCCUGAAAUGCCUGCUACAUGGUUGGGGACUGCCCGCAUUGGUGGUAUAUCACCACUGAUCAACACCAAUCAAACUGGCAACGCUUUGUUACAUUCCAUUAACAUUGCCAAGUGCGACGCUGUCAUUUACGGAAGCGAAUAUGAGGAUGCUAUACAAGAAAUGAAGAAAGAACUCAAUCCUGCUAUUAAACUAUUAAAAUAUAAGCGCCGUCCACUAAACACGUCAUCCAAUGUCGUGCAAGUCAUUGACUCUACGAAUGAUUUCACUUCUAUGCUAGAAGCUACCCAACCUGGCCAAUGGUUCCAAUCAGAUAGUGAAGGAUUUAAUGGCAAGCUGACCUACAUUUAUACUUCUGGAACUACUGGAUUACCGAAAGCUGCUGUGAUUUCUUCUUCUAGAAUGUGCUUCAUGUCCUCCGGACUACAUUACCUCGGUUUCCUUAAAACGAGUGACAUCAUCUACUGCCCCAUGCCGUUGUACCAUUCCGCUGGCGGCUGCGUUACCGUUGGACAAGCCUUCAUCUUCGGCUGUACUGUCGUCAUAAGGACAAAGUUUUCUGCUUCUGCUUAUUUCCCUGAUUGUAUCAAGUACAAAGCCACGGCGGCCCAUUACAUUGGAGAGAUGUGCCGAUACGUCUUGGCGACCCCUCCAUCACCAACUGACAAGCAACAUACAGUACGAACAGUAUACGGCAAUGGAAUGAGACCUGUUAUUUGGACGGAUUUCGUCAAACGUUUCAACAUCAAAAGGGUCGUCGAGUUCUAUGGUGCGACGGAAGGAAAUGCAAACAUAGUGAAUGUGGACAAUAAGACUGGAGCUAUAGGAUUUAUAUCGAGAAUUAUUCCAGCCGUAUAUCCCAUUGCCAUUCUUAAAGUUGAUCCUGAAACUGGCGAACCUGUCAGAAAUAAACGUGGACUGUGUCAGUUGGCAAAACCAAAUGAGCCAGGAGUGUUCAUCGGAAAGAUCCAGCCCAAUAACCCAUCAAGGGCUUUCCUCGGUUAUGUUGACAAAGAGGCUUCUGAGAAAAAGAUAGUCAGAGACGUCUUAGCUCAUGGAGAUUCAGCUUUCAUUUCAGGUGAUAUUCUAAUAUCUGACGACCUAGGUUACUUGUACUUUAAAGAUAGAACUGGCGACACCUUCCGCUGGAGAGGAGAGAACGUCAGUACCACCGAAGUCGAGGCAGCGAUAUCCAGAUGUGCUGAUCAGAGAGACGCCGUUGUUUAUGGUGUAGAGAUUCCGAAUAUAGAAGGCCGCGCCGGCAUGUGUGGUAUCGUAGACACGGAUGACUCUCUAGAUUUGGAUAAAUUGAACAAAGCGAUCGCAAAGGACCUGCCCAAAUACGCGAGGCCCGUUUUCUUCAGGGUAAUGACCAGUGUUGACAUGACUGGUACUUUCAAAAUGAGGAAAGUAGACUUACAAAAAGAGGGGUACAAUCCGGCUGUAGUUACAGAUAAGUUAUUUUACUUAGAUGCGAAAUUGGACAAAUACGUACCGCUAGGUAACGAGGAAUAUGCAAAAAUUAUGUCUGGAGCUAUUAGACUUUGAUAUUAAUUUAUUAUUAAUUCAGUGCUGUGAUAAUUGCGAGUUGAAGAACAAUUACAAGUAAAUAUGAUCUAUUUCACUACCAUAUGGAAAUGAAAGAAAAAAAAAACUGUGUUACAAAUUAGCGCUAACUUUGUAACGGUAAAAGACUUACUAUUUUAAAAGUUUGAAACAAUGUAAUGAA
Hyposmocoma kahamanoa is the source of this 2344-nucleotide messenger RNA. Its product is annotated as long-chain fatty acid transport protein 4-like. Gene Ontology annotation, molecular function: long-chain fatty acid-CoA ligase activity; long-chain fatty acid transmembrane transporter activity. The transcript has 13 exons. The record is from RefSeq and is a predicted model, not a curated record. Gene Ontology annotation, biological process: triglyceride homeostasis. Bases 67 to 2163 code for a protein of 698 amino acids. NCBI's taxonomy places the organism in Eukaryota, Metazoa, Arthropoda, Insecta, Lepidoptera, Cosmopterigidae. Gene Ontology annotation, cellular component: endoplasmic reticulum.